Messenger RNA from Protopolystoma xenopodis, 525 nucleotides. The record is from the annotation of a GenBank genome assembly. Lineage: Eukaryota; Metazoa; Platyhelminthes; Monogenea; Polystomatidea; Polystomatidae.
UACUCCUUCAUUUUCGACCCUCAGGUACCCACCGGGGCCAAAUCCAUUGUCAAUGCGAUGCGCUACUUACGUAACCCUCGCCAAGCCUGUGAUGCUCUUUUUGGAUACGUGCAGCGUUUGGCGCACCGAGUUGCCCAACUUGCGAGUAACCUGAAGGAGCGUGGCCGUAUCCGUCUUUACCAGGGGGAGAGUUGGGAAUUACUUUUGCGCCGAUGGACCAAACUUGAAAAAGACUUUCGCUCUGAUGCACACGGUGGCUACGAUCUGUCAAAAAUAUCGGACAUUUAUGAUAAUAUAAAGUACGAUGUCCAGCAUAAUUCCGAUAUCCUAAUCGAGUCUGAGGCUCAGGACUUCUUCACCUGUGCCAAGUCCCUAGCUGACAUAAUCGUACCUCAGGAGUAUGGCAUCACAAAAGAGGAAAAACUGGUGAUCGGCCAGCGCAUUUGCACUCCAUUGAUGCGUAAGAUUCUAUCUGACGCAAGGUAUACAGAUGUUGACGAAUGUACUCGCCUCCAUGCUGGGUAA